UCCUGUGUGAGGGAGCAGGCAGCAGCUGUAGUGUGAAGUGUAGUUUAUUAUUGGGAUUCGAUCAAAUCCAUCAUGUAUUAUAAAGUAAGUGGCUUGACUGGAAAACUGACUGGAUCUACACCAGCCAGCGCUUACUGUCCUCAGGGACUAAAACCUACUGUGCCCUCACAACCACCCACUAUGAUCUUUGCUUCACCCACAAAGCUGUUGUCAGAAUCAGGUUCUACAGCAGAGUAUUUGGGAUCUAACAAGGUCCCUGAACUUCAGAAGAUAUUCCAGAAAGCUGAUGGAGUGCCCAUUCAUCUGAAGCGUGGUGUCAUUGACCGCCUGCUGUACAGAACUACAAUGGGUCUGACUGUUGGAGGAACCCUGUACUGCUUAGUGGCGCUGUACUUUGCUGCUCAGCCCAAAAAAGUCGAGUGACCUCAGUCCUCUUUCCUCUGGAGUUGUCAGGUUAUAAUUCUGAGUUGGGGCCAAUGGACCAGUGCCACUCCACUCCCAAAAACAGCAGCAAUGACCCUGUAAUGUUCCAAACCUAGCUAUAACUUAUAAUCAUCUCAAGACUUCUUGCAAGUACAUCUUUUAAAAAUCUGGUCAGGUAAAGGUUACGGUGCCGUCGUUUUUAGGUUUGGUUAAAUCUGUGCUUUGGAGUUGGGGGUGUAAAGACAAGCUGUGACUAAACUAAACCUGUGGACACUUGAUUUUCCUUUUUCUUCAUAAUAUACAUGGAACUAAAACUUCCAGCAGUUUGUACAUUUUAGGAAGAUUUAUUCUUGGUUUCUUGUGUGCAGUUAUGCUUAAUAACUCAUAUAACAAAUUUUCGGAAGAUCCUGUUUUCAAACACCAUUUUCAUGGUCAUUAAUCUGUAAUUACAUGUUUGACUGUGAAUGAUGUUCUUGUAAAUUUUCUUGAGAGAAUAAAUAUAUUUUGUUUGU
Trichomycterus rosablanca is the source of this 935-nucleotide messenger RNA. RefSeq names its product cytochrome c oxidase subunit 7A-related protein, mitochondrial-like. Gene Ontology annotation, biological process: mitochondrial electron transport, cytochrome c to oxygen; mitochondrial respirasome assembly; regulation of oxidative phosphorylation. Lineage: Eukaryota; Metazoa; Chordata; Actinopteri; Siluriformes; Trichomycteridae. The record is from RefSeq and is a predicted model, not a curated record. Bases 73 to 423 code for a protein of 116 amino acids. The transcript is spliced from 3 exons.